GGGGGGGCUGUACCGUACAGACAGAAGCGCUUCUAACCUGAAACACAGAAGCCCGAACUACCCGCGCUAGUUGCAGGAAUUCCUGGGAGCCUCGUUUAAAAUCGAUACUUUAUUGCAGUCAGUUGUAUUGAUUGCUUACCAUGGCUGAGAGUAUUAAGAACGUGCUGAUAUUCGGAGCGACUGGAAUGACUGGGCUCGCGACACUGCGUGUUCGAGCAAGCGCGGGGUAUAAUGUGACUGUGCUGGUAAGGGACCCAGCUAAGCUGCCCACCGGGCACAAGGCCUCCCGAGUGGUGACUGGGGACGUCCUGAAUAAGGAGGCCGUGAGGCAUGCCAUGGAGGGGCAGGACGCUGUCAUCAUCAUUUUGGGGACCAGGAAUGACCUCAGUCCUACUACAAUGAUGUCCGAAGGCACCAGGAAUAUCUUGGAUGCUAUGAAAGCACGUGGGAUUCGCAAAGUUAUUGCUUGCAUGUCGGCUUUCCUCCUGUGGGAUCGCGCCAAGGUGCCCCCUCGUCUGGUGGCUGUCACUGAAGAUCACGACCGUAUGUACCAGGUGCUGAGGGACUCUGGUCUGGACUACGUGGCAGUCAUGCCACCUCAUAUUGCAGAUAACCACCCCUUAACGGAGAAAUACACUGUCACAGAAAACAUGUUGAAGGGAAGAGUCAUCUCCAAACAUGACCUGGGCCAUUUUUUUGUCAAGUGUCUGUCUACCAGUGACUGGGACCAGAAAACUGUUGGGCUUUCAGGAGAAUACAGUUAAUGGAGGCCUCAUCGUCGACGAGAUGACUAGCGUAGUCUGUUUUAUCUGCACAGCUGUUUGCACGACUCCCCUCAUCAUCGCUCUACUCUAAUGAUUGCAGGGGUGGGAAUAAGACUCCCAUUGCAUUGCACUUUCACCCAUUCCAGGUUUUAAUACGAGCUUCAUUCAUGGAUCAAACUGCUAUGCAAUGGGAGUUAUUUCCAUCCAAUUUGAAAAGUCUCUGAAGAUGUGACGCUAAACAACAUAAGAACAUAAGAAAGUUUACAAACGAGAGGAGGCCAUUCGGCCCAUCUUGCUCGUUUGGUUGCCAUCGUUCCACUUCCAUUUCUGCACGCACCUUUUAGGGUCAUUAACUGCUCCCGGUGUAAACGAAUAUGGGUCCCCCCCCACGUGCAUUUUUAUAAUUGAUCCGAUAUUGAUGCACAUUCUGCAGGUAUAGUGCUGGUAAAUGUGAGGAAUGUUUGCAGGCUGUUCUCAUGUGUUAUUGUAGGUGAGAUUGGACCAAAGGGGACUGGGUGGUACAAGGUUAGGGUUAGAGAAAGUGGUCCUAAAAUUAAGGUUUUAGUUGAUAGUACAUAGAUAUAGAAAAAAAAGAAAGAUUACUUUGAUACAAAAAAAGAAAUAAGGGGGUACAUAUAUUCAGAAGGGGAACCAAUUUUCCUGAGUAUUGGUUCCCAGGGGGAAACAAAUAUUUGUUCCUGGGGGGAACAACUAUUCAGGGAGAAGGAAGGCAGCAGUGGCAAUGGUGCUUUUAAAUGCUGGGUUUGAAAACCUUCUUUCCUGCACUUUUGAAGCCCCACGUCACGGAAACAAGAUGUCCUGCAGAAUGAAAAUAAAGGGCUUGGAAACUUUUGCAAUUUUAACAGUUCUUAUUCGAAAAAAUAAAAUCUUCCCCGGC
Molecule: messenger RNA, 1662 nt
Organism: Polyodon spathula (Mississippi paddlefish)
Lineage: Eukaryota; Metazoa; Chordata; Actinopteri; Acipenseriformes; Polyodontidae
Gene: blvrb
Product: biliverdin reductase B
Exons: 6
Coding region: 141-764 (207 amino acids)
Source: RefSeq, a predicted model, not a curated record